AGUCUUUCCGUUAUUAAUAACGGACACUGGCAGUAUCCCGGCACAAAAUCCCGGAAACAUCUCGUUCGUGAAAUUCAACGAAUCUCCGAAUGUAAUUUCGAAUCGUUGUGUCUUCGUUUUGGUGUACUUUCAAAUUCGUGGAAAGAGAGUGUGCCGUCUCGUGGAUUACACGUCGUAUCAUUUUAACGAGAAUUCGCGAAAACGGGCGUGCCUUGGACAAUCGGCGACGUCCCUGACGUGAAAAUACACAACGGCGAGAAGUGGUGGACAACGACAGCAAGACAUCGAUUGCGGUUAACAUUGCGACAAAAAGGACUAACAGUCCAUAGAGGCGAUAAAGCAGAGGAACAAAGAAAAGGGGAACGAGGAAAAUAGAACCGAACGGCAAUAGUAACAGCAGCAGUGGUAACAACGGUGACGGGAAGGGAAAAGUACAAGCUACAACGGUGGAGAGGAACGCGAUACAGCCGCGUGAUUUUGAACGCGAACACAGACGUAACUGUCAACGGUCAGAUUUGAAAGUCUCGCAAAUUGCAGGGUCCUCGUAAGGCUUCCCUCGCGAGAAUCGUUGUAUUUUCGUCACGUCAACAUCGUUAACGUCGUGUCAUAUUGUCGCCGUCUUUGUCGUCGUCGUCGUCGUCGUGUUCAAUCCGGUGAAAAACCGGUCGUCUUAUAAUAUUAACCACGGUGUGAGAACGCGACUAAAUGACCAUGGACCUCCGCAUGUACAACAUCGAGACCGGCUACAGUAUAAAUAUCAAAAGGACGGACGGUCGUGUUCAUUCGGCAGUGGUUUCGGGUAUUAAUUGGGAACAACGCACCGUUACCGUAGAAUGGUUCGAGAGAGGAGAGACGAAAGGAAAAGAGGUCGAGAUAGAUGCGAUCAUCGCGUUGAAUCCCGACCUGACCAAUCAGAAAACCAUAGAAUCACCCGCACAGAUGAACAAUCACACGUUGAUAUCUUCCAGAGCACGGGAUUCUUCGGACGAGGAAGACGAGGGGGUGGACGAGUCGGAAAACCAAGAGGAGGGGCCCCUUGGACGGCACAGCGGUCACACCGCAAGAAACGGCCUUGCAUCCGCCACACUUCCUCAUUCGAUCAAGCCAUCGAUUCCAGUGAAAGCGGGUUUCAACAGACAAUCGUCGCGACAAACGGGUCGGCCAACCAACAUAAUGCCGCCUGGCAGCACCGUGAACGGCCACGGUGACUCUGUGGCUGGAUUGACAGGUAGAAGGGAGGCUGAGAACGCGCCAACACCAACCACGGCCACGGCCGCUUCCUUCAACGUCACCCUCUCGGCCCUGGCCAAACAGAAGCAGCAGCAGCAGCAACAGCAGCAACAACAACAACAGCAGCAACAGCAGCAGCAACAGCAGGCGUCACAACAGGUGGAGAACGGGAGGGGGAGGCGAACGAACGUGGUGAAGGAGGUGGAGAGGUUGAAGAAGAACAGGGAGGAAAGAAGGCAGAGGCAAGCCGAAUUGAAGGAAGAGAAGGAGGCUCUGAUGAAUUUAGAUCCUGGUAAUCCAAAUUGGGAGUUUCUCGCUAUGAUAAGGGAGUACCAGAACAGCAUCGAGUUCAGGCCGCUUCGCGAGUCGGACGUGGUCGAGGAUCAUCAGAUAACCGUGUGCGUGAGAAAGCGCCCCCUGAACAAGAAGGAGAUAGCGCGGAAGGAGGUGGACGUGAUCAGCGUGCCCAGCAAAGACCAGAUGGUGGUGCACGAGCCGAAGGCCAAGGUGGAUCUCACCAAAUAUUUGGAGAAUCAAAUUUUCCGUUUCGACUACGCGUUCGACGAGACUUGCAACAACGAGAUCGUGUACAAGUACACGGCGAAACCGCUGGUCCAGACCAUCUUCGAGGGCGGGAUGGCCACCUGUUUCGCUUACGGUCAGACGGGAAGCGGGAAAACCCACACGAUGGGCGGCGAUUUUAACGGGAAAACUCAGGAUUGCAAGAAAGGUAUAUACGCGAUGGUCGCCAACGACGUGUUCAAAUGCCUCAAAUUGUCCAAAUAUCGCUCCCUCAAUCUCAUCAUUUCCGCGAGUUUCUUCGAAAUUUAUUCCGGGAAAGUGUUCGAUUUAUUGGCGGACAAGGAAAAACUACGCGUCCUCGAGGAUGGGAAACAACAGGUGCAGAUCGUCGGAUUGACGGAGAAGGUGGUGGAGUCGUGCGACGAGGUAUUGAAAUUGAUACAGCACGGGAACAGCGCGAGGACCAGCGGCCAGACGAGCGCCAAUUCCAACUCGUCUCGAUCGCACGCCGUGUUUCAAAUCAUAGCCCGUACACCGGCCACCCACAAAGUUCAUGGAAAAUUCUCGUUGAUCGAUCUCGCGGGGAACGAGAGAGGAGCAGACACGUCUUCCGCCAACAGACAAACUCGUAUGGAAGGUGCGGAGAUCAACAAGUCACUGUUGGCCUUGAAAGAAUGCAUUCGAGCGUUGGGACGCAAAGGAACGCAUUUACCGUUCAGGGCUAGCAAGUUGACGCAGGUGUUGAGGGACAGCUUCAUCGGUGAAAAAUCGAAGACAUGCAUGAUCGCCAUGAUCAGUCCGGGAAUGAGCUCCUGCGAACAUUCGUUGAACACUUUGAGAUACGCGGAUCGAGUGAAGGAAUUGGCGGCCACCGAUCCAACCGAAGUGAAGAUUUCCUCGACGGACGACGAACGGGAAUUAAAGAUCGAGGCACAGUCGAACAACGUGCUGUCUGACAGCGACUUGGCGCAAUUACGAUCCCUGAACGAGAGCGAAAUAUCCCAAGAUCUUUACACGUUUCACGAGGCGGUAUCAGCGUUGCAAAUGCUUGAGGAGGAAGUCUUGGACACGCACAAAAUGGUUAUGGAUCAAACGACCAGAUUUCUCAAUGAUGCACACAGUGUGUUCAGUGUGACUCACGAAGUAGACUAUGACCAAGAAGAUUUGAGACGGAAAAGAACAAAGUUUGAGUCGCCCGACCUGAGGAAGUUCUUGUUGCAUAGACGUCUGAUAGAGAGAUUACAAUUUUCCGAUGAGUAUGCCCAAAAGUGGGAACAGCUAUUGGUGCAGCAGCGCGAUAUCUUUAACGCCGCAAUUGAUCAAGUCAGUCAGUUUCGCGGACAAUUGUUGCAAGAAGAACAGAUCAGCCGGAAGAUGACGAACUCGUAACUCACGAUACGAUUAACGUAGAUUUGUUUACACGUACGCAUGAGAGAGAAAGGGAGAGAGUGGAAAAGGAAGAAAGAAAGAAAGAGAGAAAGAGGGUGAACGAGAAUAAAAGAGUAUAAGCGAGGAGAAAAAUGAUGAGAAAGAGGUAGGAGAGAGAAACACGAGUUUUACGGUUCCUUCGACGACAGCUAUUAGGAUCAAGGACGACAAUGGACGACAACUGGUGGACAUGGAGGGAACUACUUUCAUAGGUUUGCGGCGUACUAUCUUUAUUCCCGAAUAUGCGGUCGCAAAGUAACCAAAACCGUUCCUUUUUUUCUUUCUUUCUUUCUUUCGUUCUCUCCUCUCCUCUUCUCUCCUUUCCAUUCGAUUCGUUCUCGAUCGAUCCUUGACUCUAAAAACUCGAAGAUGAACAGAGACGACAGACGAUCAUCGUCUGCCCAUAUAUAACCGUCUCCUCCACGUUUCUCCCCUCUUCUCGCCUAUUUUUCUUCCUCUCCCUUUCUCCUUUUUGUUCUUAUCGCUAGCUUUACUAUCUUACUUAUUUUUCCGUGGCGCCACGCACCAAAAUCAUACCGUAUCUAUCUCCACCUGCGUUUAAUCGAUCGUAUCCCCCGCGUGCUUCAUUUCACUCGUAAUCGCCUCGCAAUUAUCUCGUUCGUUCGAAUGUCGCGAAACGAUACGUUUCCCCCUUCCUCCAAAUAUACGCGGAUAUCAAUGAAUAUAUUUAAUCAGAUCGAUGGAGAUGUAUAAUACGUACGAAUAAAUGAGCAAGAUCGAAUGAAUAUUUCUAUCCACCGCUAUCUUCUCGAUCAUUUCUAUCUCUAUGUCUAGAGAAGGAAAAGGAACAAAAAAAAAAAAAGUAAACAAAACACGCGAUACAAAAUAUCCUUGCGUUUUCAAACGAAACAGUUUUCAUCGACUGGCCGAUCUAAAUUGCCAAAUCUAUCUUUCUUAAUUAUCUUAAUUUCAAAUGAACAUGUACGCGUGCGAAAAUAUUACAUAUUAUCGUUUUUGUCGAAAAAUUCAAAUGAAUAAAAGAAGAAGAGAAAUUACCACAUACAUACAUUUUAUCCAAUCUUAAUAAAUUUAUACGUUCAAUUUUGUACACCCAAAUUACAUAUGAUUUUUUUAUCAAACGCGUACUUUGAACUACGUUAGAUUUUUGGUAAAUUAUUUUUUUAUCGUAAUCACCCCCCCCCCCUUCGUAAAAUCCGCGAGUAAACUCAAAUGUUAGCUGUCAACUCGAACCGUCGUGCAUCGUGACAAUUAAUGUUCCACGAAUAUGACAAAUUUUUUUUUUAACAUUCGCCUAAACACAUAUCACGAUCUCUUAAGAAAAAAAUUGAUGGAUCGAUUUCUCUAUAUCGAGUUGACGCGCGAUGUAUCUAGUUUAUUUUUAUUAUUUUUUUUCUUUUUAUCAAACUAUUAGAAAUUACACAAUUGACUCGUUUAAAAAUUACGAAAUCUAAUCGUUUCCCCCUUCAAACGCCCUUUUUCUUUCCUUUUUACCUUUCUUUCUUCCUCCCUCCCUUUCUCUCUCGCUCCCUCCCUCCUUCCCUCCCACCCUCCCUUUUUCUCUCUCUCUUUUUUCUUUCGUCUCGAGAAUCCGGAAUCGGUGUUGAAAUAUCGUUUCUUAUUCCCCGUUAUCAUUUCUUGGUUUCAUUUCUAUAUAUAUACAUAUAUAUAUAUAUUUUAUAUCUUCUAUAAAAAAAAAAAAUGAAUAUCUUCUGUAGACACACUUUACCGAAACGCAUAACGUUAUUUUUCUCGCGAUCGAUCUUAUUUUUAUCGAUUCGAUCGAUCUGUGAAACCGAGUACGACACGUAUAGAAAUAAAGAGAGAGAGAGAGAGAGAAUAUAUAUACGAGUGAAUGAAUAAAUGUAUGCGUGUAUGUGCGUGUCUGUAUGUGUGUGUGUGUGCCGUGUGGGCGAGUGUGCGCGCGCGCGCACGUGUGUCAUUGGUGUAAAUGAGAACGAAGAGACGAAAUGAAAGAGUACGAGAAGUCGAUAAGUGGUCAACCUACGUUGUUAGCUGAAUAUGAUUUUUAUAGAAAUGUAUUUAUAUAGAUAAAAACUACAUCGUUAUAUUGCAUAAAAAAGGAAAAAAGAAAAAAAAAAAAGAGAAGAGAGAAAUUUGCACGUCUAGUGUAAAAAAUUUUGUUCACUCGUGAUACACGUUUUAACCGAAUGCGCUUUGAAAUCGAUGCGAAUUAUCUUUGUAUCGUUUCUUUCCCCCCUCUCCCUAUCCCUCCCCUCCCCUCCUCCCUCAAUAUAGCGACAGUAAUGUUUUAUUAGAUUAUAAAGAAAAAAAAAUUAUAAAAAUUAAAGUUUCGUAGCAGUCGAGCAUUCGAUACUUUUUUUUCCUUAUUAUUAUUAUUAUUAUUAUUAUUAUUAAUCAUAACAUAGCGAGAAGAAAAGACGUUGGAAUCGAACGACCAGUUGAAAAUAGCAUGUUACGAGCGACAACUCACUUUACGUCUAUAUUUAUUCGAUGCAUAACGCGUUCAUCAAAUGUAGGUAGAUUUUUCAAUACAGCGAUAUAGCGAUAUUACACUUUUUCAUAGACGAAAAAAAGAAAAAAAGAAAAAAA
Apis mellifera (honey bee) is the source of this 5733-nucleotide messenger RNA. RefSeq names its product kinesin 13 (gene Klp10A). Bases 706 to 3141 code for a protein of 811 amino acids. Gene Ontology annotation, biological process: microtubule-based movement. NCBI's taxonomy places the organism in Eukaryota, Metazoa, Arthropoda, Insecta, Hymenoptera, Apidae. The record is from RefSeq and is a predicted model, not a curated record. The transcript is spliced from 13 exons. Gene Ontology annotation, molecular function: microtubule binding; microtubule motor activity; ATP binding.